This is a messenger RNA of Cynocephalus volans (Philippine flying lemur), 5494 nucleotides long. It is a transcript of the gene UBE2O, whose product is annotated as ubiquitin conjugating enzyme E2 O. Gene Ontology annotation, molecular function: ubiquitin conjugating enzyme activity. The coding region runs from base 49 to 3927 and encodes 1292 amino acids. Lineage: Eukaryota; Metazoa; Chordata; Mammalia; Dermoptera; Cynocephalidae. The record is from RefSeq and is a predicted model, not a curated record. The transcript has 18 exons.
CCGCGCUCGUCAGCCGCCGCCGCCGCCCGAGUCUCGCGCACAGCAGUUAUGGCGGAUCCCGCAGCCCCCGCGCCCGCAGCUCCCGCUCCCGCCCAGGCCUUGGCCCCUGCUCUCGAGGCGGCCCCGGCCACAGCCCCGGCUCCGGCCCCGGCGCCGGCGCCCGCCCCGGACCCGGCCUCCGGGCCGUCCUCGGACUCCGGCCCCGAAGCCGGCUCGCAGCGUCUCCUGUUCUCUCACGACCUGGUGUCGGGCCGUUACCGCGGCUCGGUGCACUUCGGGCUGGUGCGCCUCAUCCACGGCGAGGACUCGGACUCGGAGGGUGAGGAGGAGGGCCGCGGCAGCUCGGGCUGCUCCGAGGCCGGGGGCGCGGGCCACGAGGAGGGCCGGGCCAGCCCGCUGCGCCGCGGCUACGUGCGCGUCCAGUGGUACCCAGAGGGCGUCAAGCAGCAUGUGAAGGAGACCAAGCUGAAACUGGAGGACCGUUCCGUGGUGCCCCGGGAUGUGGUCCGGCACAUGCGAUCCACUGACAGUCAGUGCGGCACGGUGAUAGACGUCAACAUCGACUGCGCUGUCAAGCUCAUCGGCACCAACUGCAUCAUCUACCCCGUCAACAGCAAGGACCUCCAGCAUAUCUGGCCCUUCAUGUAUGGGGACUACAUUGCCUAUGACUGCUGGCUAGGGAAGGUCUAUGACUUGAAGAACCAGAUCAUCCUGAAACUAUCCAAUGGCGCCAGGUGCUCCAUGAACACAGAGGACGGCGCCAAGCUCUACGACGUCUGCCCACACGUCAGCGACUCAGGUCUCUUCUUUGAUGAUUCCUACGGCUUCUAUCCAGGCCAGGUGCUCAUCGGCCCCGCCAAGAUCUUCUCCAGCGUCCAGUGGCUGUCAGGGGUCAAACCCGUGCUCAGCACCAAGAGCAAGUUCCGAGUGGUGGUAGAAGAGGUGCAGGUUGUGGAGCUGAAAGUAACAUGGAUUACCAAGAGUUUCUGUCCAGGGGGCACGGACAGCGUCAGCCCCCCGCCCUCUGUCAUCACCCAGGAAAACCUAGGCAGGGUGAAGCGUCUCGGAUGCUUUGACCAUGCUCAGCGGCAGCUUGGGGAACGCUGUCUGUAUGUCUUCCCAGCCAAGGUAGAGCCGGCCAAGAUUGCCUGGGAAUGUCCAGAAAAAAACUGCGCCCAGGGGGAGGGCUCUAUGGCCAAGAAGGUGAAGCGCCUAUUGAAGAAACAGGUGGUGAGGAUCAUGUCUUGCUCCCCGGACACCCAGUGUUCCAGGGACCAUUCCAUGGAGGACCCAGACAAACAAGCAGAAGCCAAAGCCAAGAGCGAAAUGGGGCCAGUUAGCCCUGAGGAGACCCCCGACGGCUCUGCCAGCCCCGUGCGGGUGCCGCAUGAGGAAGAGUCCCACGAGGCUGGAGAGCAGCUGCCCCCGUUCCUGCUGAAGGAGGGCGGCGACGACCGGCUGCACUCGGUUGAGCAGGACGCAGAUGACGAGGCUGCCGACGACACAGAUGACACCAGCUCGGCAACGUCCUCUGCCAGCUCCAGCACCUCUUCUCAGAGCGGCAGCGGUACUGGCCGCAGGAAGAGCAUCCCCUUGUCCAUCAGGAACCUAAAGCGGAAGCACAAGAGGAAGAAGAAUAAAGUUACUCGUGACUUCAAGCCAGGGGAUAGGGUGGCAGUGGAGGUGGUGACCACAAUGACCUCAGCUGAUGUGAUGUGGCAGGAUGGCUCCGUGGAGUGCAACAUCCGCUCCAACGACCUCUUCCCCGUGCACCACCUGGACAACAAUGAGUUCUGCCCCGGAGACUUCGUGGUGGACAAGCGAGUCCAGAGUUGUCCGGACCCUGCUGUCUAUGGCGUGGUGCAGUCUGGGGACCACAUUGGCCGCACCUGCAUGGUGAAGUGGUUCAAGCUGCGGCCAAGCGGGGACGAUGUGGAACUGAUUGGAGAAGAGGAGGAUGUGAGUGUUUACGACAUUGCUGACCACCCCGAUUUUCGCUUCCGCACAACUGACAUCGUCAUCCGUAUUGGCAAUACUGAGGACGGGGCUCCUCACAGGGAGGAUGAGCAGCCGUCGGUGGGCCAGGUGGCCCGCGUGGACGUCAGCAGCAAGGUGGAAGUGGUGUGGGCUGACAACUCAAAGACCAUCAUCUUGCCCCAGCACUUGUACAACAUUGAGUCUGAGAUCGAGGAGUCAGACUACGACUCAGUGGAAGGCAGCACUAGUGGGGCAUCCUCAGAUGAGUGGGAGGAUGACAGUGACAGCUGGGAGACAGACAAUGGGCUGGUGGAGGAUGAGCACCCCAAGAUAGAGGAGCCCCCACUUCCACCUGCUGAGCAGCUGGCAGCCCCUGAGGAGGACAAGGGGGUGGUGAUCAGCGAAGAGGCUGCAACGGCUGCCAUCCAGGGGGCUGUGGCCAUGGCCGCCCCCGUGGCCGGGCUGAUGGAGAAGGCUGGCAAGGAUGGGCCUCCCAAGAGCUUCCGGGAGCUGAAGGAGGCCAUCAAGAUCCUGGAGAGCCUCAAGAACAUGACCGUGGAGCAGCUAUUGACGGGCUCCCCCACCUCCCCCACCGUGGAGCCCGAGAAACCAACGCGGGAGAAGAAGUUCCUGGAUGACAUCAAGAAGCUGCAGGAGAACCUCAAGAAGACUCUGGACAAUGUGGCUAUCGCAGAGGAGGAGAAGAUGGAGGCGAUGCCCGACACAGAGCGCAAGGAGGACAAGCCCGAAGGCCAGUCACCAGUGAAAGCCGAGUGGCCCAGCGAGACCCCAGUGCUCUGCCAGCAAUGUGGUGGCAAGCCGGGUGUCACCUUCACCAGCGCCAAGGGCGAGGUCUUCUCGGUGCUGGAGUUUGCGCCCUCAAAUCACUCUUUUAAGAAAAUUGAGUUCCAGCCUCCAGAAGCCAAGAAGUUCUUCAGCACAGUACGGAAGGAGAUGGCACUGCUGGCUACCUCACUGCCCGAUGGCAUCAUGGUCAAGACCUUUGAGGAUAGAAUGGACCUCUUCUCGGCCCUCAUCAAGGGCCCCACUCGAACCCCCUAUGAGGAUGGGCUCUACCUGUUUGACAUCCAGCUCCCCAACAUCUACCCAGCUGUGCCCCCCCACUUUUGCUACCUCUCCCAGUGCAGUGGCCGCCUGAACCCCAACCUGUAUGACAAUGGGAAGGUGUGUGUCAGCCUUCUGGGCACCUGGAUUGGAAAGGGGACAGAGAGGUGGACAAGCAAAUCCAGCCUUCUUCAGGUGCUCAUCUCUAUCCAAGGUCUGAUCCUGGUGAAUGAACCAUACUACAACGAAGCCGGCUUCGACAGUGACCGGGGCCUGCAGGAAGGCUAUGAGAACAGUCGCUGCUACAACGAGAUGGCUCUGAUCCGCGUGGUGCAGUCCAUGACCCAGCUGGUGCGGCGGCCCCCCGAAGUCUUCGAGCAGGAGAUCCGGCAGCACUUCAGCACUGGCGGCUGGCGGUUGGUGAACCGCAUCGAGUCCUGGCUGGAAACCCAUGCCCUGCUGGAGAGGGCCCAGGCGCUGCCCAACGGGGUCCCCAAGGCCAGCAGCUCGCCGGAGCCACAUGCUGUGGCCGAGCUCUCAGACUCCGGCCGAGAAGAAGCUGAGGAUGGAGGGCUGGCCCCUGGAGAGGCCUCCCAGGGCUCAGACUCAGAAGGCGGUGUCCAGGGCCUGGCCUCAGCUAGCAGGGACCACACAGACCAGACUUCGGAGACCGCGCCAGAUGCGUCGGUGCCACCCAGUGUCAAACCAAAGAAGCGGAGAAAGAGUUACCGAAGCUUCUUGCCUGAAAAGAGUGGCUAUCCUGACAUCGGCUUCCCCCUCUUCCCGCUUUCUAAGGGUUUCAUCAAGAGCAUCCGUGGCGUUCUGACACAGUUCCGGGCCGCCCUGCUAGAGGCAGGCAUGCCUGAGAGCACAGAGGACAAGUAGCCGCCAGCCCUCGAGGAAGGAGCGUCACAGCAGGAGAGGCCAGCUGCUGCCUGCUCACUCUCCCCUGGGAUCUCCCCUCUUCCCAUCCCCUUCUGUCCCUAAUGCAGGCCCCACUGCCCUCUUCUCCCCGAGAUGAGUUUGAUGCUGAAGUGCAAGAAGUGUCUCGAUGCUGCCGUUUCUGUUCCAAAGUGGUCUUUCAACAGGCGGCCCCCCCGGCAGAGUUGGAACCCUGUUGCCGGUUUUCCACUUGUCACCCCUGGCAGACUGUCCCGGCACUUGCUCCCUUGCUGUCCCCUUCUCGGGUCAGAGGUGGGGUGUUCCUAGGGCCUGAUGCUGGGUGCUGUGGGUCCAGGUGCCCUGCAGAUCAGCAGGAGAGUGGAUGUGCCUUGCAUGAAGUGUGGGUUGCUCCUGCAAGUCCUCUAGUCCCUUUCAACCUCUUCAGUUCAACUAUAGCCUCUCCAUGUCCCUGACCCUCCUGCUGCCACUGCCACCAGCUCCUCCCUAGUCCCUCGGCAUCAGCACUAUCCCUUGGGAGUUGUAGCUGCUAUCACUGACUCCCAACUGUACUCUGGCCUGUUUACCACAUCAUAGCCGUUGGGCCUGUUGAACUUGCUCUCUUAGAGAGGUUGGAACCAGGCUAGGCUCAGGGUAACACCCAGGAGAGGUGGUGUCCCUGACACACUAACAUGGAAUUGACCAGGGAGCUGCUAGAAAAGAAACAGCUGUAGGUGCCUUGCUCAUCCUGUCCAAGGCUGGUGGGGCAUCGACAGUUAAGGCCUUGCCGGUUUGGACUGUAACAGAUGUCUGCUCCCUGUCCAGCCUCAGCUCCAGCCCAAGGAGGCAGGAGCAGCAGCACAGGGCCGGGGCAAGUGCUAGGGCCUCUCCCCCAUCAGAUGGUAACACUGGGAGGUGGCGUGCAGCUCACUGAGCGUGCAGUGAGCCCGGCCUCGGAUGGGAAUGAGGCCUCCUGUCAGCCCUUUGCUUACAAACUCUGCAGGCUCAAUCCCAAAAGAGAGGGGUGGUGGGCGGGGGCUCUCCCUCCCAAGGACAGGCCCAGAGGUUUACAAGUUUUCUAAGCUUUUGAUAAUGUGAAGCUCCAGGUUAAGAGGAUGCUGUUGAGCACAUUGCAGCUAUGUAAUUUUUGGUGUAUGUAUGUAAUAUUUAAGGUUGGGAAAAAUAUAAAUCUCAAAAGCAGAGAUAUUAACUCAUACUAGAAAAAAAAGACAAAAAAAAAAAGCCAAAGCAUGAUGUGUCUUGUCAGCCUUAAGUGGGCUCCACACCUGUGCUGUGCCGUGACCACCCUGCCAGCAGAACCGUGGGGGGAAGGAGCCGGACCACAUGCCGUGGCAUAUGGAGCCCAGAGUCGGUACCUUGAGAAACAUCCAGAGUGACUGGUGGGGCCAUGCUUCCCAGUGCAUGGUUCAUGUGGAGAUGUGAAUGCCUGCUGCUUACAAUAUCUGUAUAAAGUGCUGUGUGAUUAAACUUUUUUUUACUUGCAUUUUUUUUUUUUUUUGGUUGGCUCAUUAACAAAACAAGGUGACACCAUUAAACCUGCCUCUGCCAUUCA